AUGUAUGUUUACUUUUAUGAUAUUAGUCUUUCACUCUUUCUAUCCUUCAUAUUAAAAUACAUUACUUUAAAGAUUGGACUGUUUGAUUUAAGAUUGAAUAAAUGUGACAAUGGAUUGAAGAUUAGUGUGAGUGACUUUUACACUAUCGGAGAUGAAUCAUUUAAUAAUUUGUCAAUAGGUAAUGUAUUAGGAAAUGCAAAUGCUCCAAACCCAAUGGAAAACCAGAGAAUAAUAAUUAGAAGACACAGCAAAGAAAAAUGCACCUUUAAAGCAAAUUUAAAGAAAAUGCAAAUAACCACAAACCCACGUGUAACAUACAUAUUGGAAUACGAAAGUCUUCAAAAAGUUUGUCAAAGUAAAUACUAUUCAGAUGGCGAUGUUUCAAAUUUCUUUAUUACUGGAAUAAUUAAACAAGCUGGUGGUAGUAACGAAGAUUGUACCAGUCAAAAUAUUUUUGCAAGGUUAACGAAAUGGUUUUCCCCUGCUUUACUUUCUCUUUUUCUCAACCACAUUAAUUAUGAAAAUUAUCAAAAUGAUAUUUUCAUAAAAGAGUUUGUUGACUCUUGUAAAACAGGUGAAGAGAAACACUGGUACCCAGAUUCAGUUCCUUUAAUAAAGAGAUUAAUUUCAAUAUUAAAUGAUUUUAGUAAGCAUUAUAAAGGUAAUUUUAAAGGUCAUUUUAAAGGUAAUUUUCAAGGUCAUUUUAAAGGUGAUUUUAAAGGUGAUUUUAAAGGUGAUUUUAAAGAAGAACAACUUAAACAAGAAUUGAACAACUAUUGCGAAGAAACCUCACUCAAGUACAUCUCCGCGAGAAUCAAGAAAAGACACAAUGAUUUCACCAUCAACGCAGUAAAAGAUGUACAAGGUAGAACAAAUAACAAACAGGAAUUGAUCGAAGAAGAAUACGUAAAAUAUUACUCAAAUCUUUAUGACUACAAAGAAGAUGACCCACUAUCUCAUUACGAAAUGUUGGAAAAUUGGACAGUGACCAGGGACUCAACAUGGGACAACCUUGAAAAUGAAUUCACCUCACAAGAAAUCCUAGAAGUAAUAAAACAACUGAACCCACACAAAUCUCCAGGUCCAGAUGGAAUUCCAAACUUAUUCUACAUAACACACAAAGAAAAACUAGCUCCAAUACUGGCCUCAGCAUUCAACGACACUCUAAGAAAUCCUCAUCUAAAUAGCAAAAAUUACAAAGAAGGCCUCAUUAUCACGAUACCUAAAAAGGGAGACCCCGAACUAAUCAAAAACAGAAGACCAAUUACACUGGCUAACUGUAUAUAUAAAAUCCACUCAAAGCUAAUAAACAAUAGAAUAAUCCCAAUACUAACGAAAGUGAUCAACCACUAUCAAAAAGGUUUCGUACCAGGCAGAUUCAUUAUAGAUAAUAUCAUAUCAAUGAACGAAUUAAUCAACUAUUGUAAUGAUAAAAGAAUUAACGGAAUAAUUACACUAUAUGAUUUCGAAAAAGCUUUUGACUCGAUCUCACACGGUUCAAUACUUAGAUCACUACAACACAUCAACAUUCCAACCAAUAUAAUCAACCUGAUAAUGAAUCUACUCACCAAAUCUGAAGCAAGAAUUGAAAUUAAUGGUAGAACUACUAUACCCUUUGAGAUCAAAAGAGGAGUUAAACAAGGAGAUCCACUAUCACCCACACUGUUCGUCCUUGUAAUAGAGGCUUUAGCUAGAAAAAUUUUACAAGAUGAUCGAAUUACUGGCCUUCCUCUAAACAACAGCAACCACAGAGAGAAAUUCCAAAGCUUUGCAGACGACUCGGCUUCAAUGGUCCCAGACUCUCAACAACUUGAAUUAGUACUACAACACUUCAAUUCAUUUUGCAAAGCCACUUCCUCAAAACUAAACAUCGACAAAUCUUCAUCAAUUCUUAUAGGCAACCCAGACAAUACCAACACAGCGAAGAAAAAACCACCUUUAAAUUCGCUUUAA
Molecule: messenger RNA, 1953 nt
Organism: Dictyostelium discoideum AX4
Lineage: Eukaryota; Evosea; Eumycetozoa; Dictyosteliales; Dictyosteliaceae
Exons: 6
Coding region: 1-1953 (650 amino acids)
Biological process (GO): DNA biosynthetic process; RNA-templated DNA biosynthetic process
Molecular function (GO): nucleotidyltransferase activity; DNA-directed DNA polymerase activity; RNA-directed DNA polymerase activity
Source: RefSeq, a predicted model, not a curated record